Messenger RNA from Chlamydomonas reinhardtii, 2462 nucleotides. RefSeq lists its product as uncharacterized. The record is from RefSeq and is a predicted model, not a curated record. Bases 231 to 1514 code for a protein of 427 amino acids. NCBI's taxonomy places the organism in Eukaryota, Viridiplantae, Chlorophyta, Chlorophyceae, Chlamydomonadales, Chlamydomonadaceae. The transcript has 7 exons.
GCGAAGUGCGGCGCGCAGCCACAGUUUGCGCAGAGCUGAAAACACAGACUUAGAGCAACCAUGGCACAAGGCCACGGCCACGGUCGUCAAUAACCCAGGCCAGUUCCCGGCAGUCUCAACCGCCAGCGCAGGACGCGAGCAGUUAUAAGCAGGAGCGUUCGAGCGAUGCCGAUUACUCGACUACCCCGAUCCCUCAUGCUUGACGCUGACUGAAACAUAUCACAGUCAUAAUGCCGCGAUUCUACGGGCACCCGCUGGGCGGUCUGCAGCCCUCCAAAUCGGGCUACGUGGAGGUGGUCGACAUGGGCGGGGCGCGACUGUACUGGGAGGAAUAUGGCGCUGCGUCCGGUCGGCCCCUGUUCGCCAUCCUGGGUGCCACAACGAAGAUCCCCUCCAUGGGCCAUUUCGUCCAGGUCGCCGUCGAGCGAGGCUACCGGGUCCUGCUGUAUGAGUCCCGCGGCAUCGGCCGCAGCAGCUGCAACGCGGUAGGCCGCCAGACCACCACCCUGCUGGCAGCUGACGCCCAGGCGGUGCUGGAUGGCGCCUGGGGCACGGACAGCCGCUUCGCACUGUUCGGCAUCUCCAUGGGUGGCAUGGUGGCGCAGGAGUUGCUCUACCGCCUCGUGGCCGCCGGGCAAAAGUCGCGCAUUCUGGCAGCCUCGCUUCACGUCACCAGCCCCGGAAGCUGGCUGCGGGUGCCGUCGUUUCUGCACCUGCCCCUCAUGAUGAUGGCGUUCAAGCCGCCAACUCCCGCACCCGCCAGCUCUGCUGUGCCGGCUGCCGGCAACGCGCCCACAAGCGGGAAACCUGGCGCAGCCAAGAAGGGCGGCGGCGGCGGGGCCAUGUUCACAGACGAUGCAGACUUCGCGGCGCGCUAUUCACUGGACACGGUGUUUGGAAAGGCUUGGCUGGACGGCCCGGCGCCACCCGAGGCCACCGACCCUGCCGCCAUAGGUGUCAACCCCGCCACCGCCAUUGCAACACCAGUCGUUGGCGCAGCUGCUAUUGCCAAGCCACCUGAGUUGGCUGCAGCAGGCGACGGGGCUGGGGGCGCUGUGCAAUUGCACGUUAACGCCGGCGCAGGAGGUGACGCGGCGGCGGCGAAUGGAGGCAGCGGCAGCGCUGUGCUCACAAGGCGCGAGGCGGUGUGGCGCGUGUUCACGGUGCACUGGCGCGAGACGCUGGCCCUCCACGCACCCAACGACUACCCGGCUGUCGCCUGCCAUGUCACCGCAGUGCUGAGUCACUACCUGCAGCCCCACAGGGCCGCCGCCAUCCGCGCCGCCGGUCUGCGCAUCAGUGUGGGCGUCAGCACCGCGGACCCCUUCUUUCCGGAGGCGGCGCAGCGGCAGCUGGCCACGGCCCUGGGCGCGGCGGUGGUGCAGGUGGUGGGCACAGGCCACUUGGAUGGAGCCAUGCUGGACGGUGUGUAUGGCGCCUUUGACGGAGCGCUGGGGUGGCUGCUCGACACGGCCAGCAAGCAGGAGGCCUCUGCAGGAGGAGCGGGGAGGUAGUGGGAAAUACGUCCAGAUAUACUGGAGAUCCUGAGAACCCAGAUGCAGACUGGCAUGGCUUGUGACAGCCGGCCGUGACUCUGACGUGAACUCGAUUAAUGUGCUGAGGGGCUUUGCCUGUGCGGGGCCAGGGCAGCCUUAGUGUUGCUGUGUGUACGUCAUGACCCUCCACUGAUGUGCAUAAGCAUGCCGGCCAGUUGACUUGUGGGCAAGCUACCAAUGUGCACUCAUUUGGGCUGCGCCAGCAGCAGCCGGGAGGGCGGGUGAGGGAGGGCGCGAUCGGGCGCUGUGUGUGAAGGGGAUGUGCUGCACGUUACCUAGACGCGUUUACGUUGAGUAGCAUUAACAAACUCGAGGGCAAGCUCAGCCAUGCGGGCAUGUCCAGAAUUUCCACCACGUCUGACACGCAUGAUGCCAUGAUCAAGUCAUCAUUUGCAGCGUUGGUUGAUGUUGAAAAGCCCCCGGCGUCGGGAGUACGGAGACAAGUGUUCCCCGGUCACGGGAAAAGGGACAGAGCCCCUCCACAGUCUGAGGCCGAACAACCGGCCGACUUUUACCUGCCGCCUAUUUUUCUGCAAUAAUACGUGGCGCUCGCGGUUUGCGCCAGGUUGGCACUUUUUGUCGACGCAGGCAGGCAGGCAGGCAGGCACGGACAGGGGCAAUCCUGGGGGGCUUCGCCCCCCCUGGAUCGCUUCGCUCGGGGGGCUCAGCCCGGUGCGGAGAAAGCAUGGGGCCCACGUGCGUGUACGGCCGCAUCCCCGUGCCAGUUCGAGCCUUCACCCGGGCCCGAACUUGUGCCAGCCAGGGCGAUGCCUAGUGGAACGCCAUGUUCAUGAAGUGUCCGCAUUCACAUGACAAGCGUCCAAGCGAUGGCAGUCAUCGUGCGCAGACAGCACAGUGGCACAGUGGCAAGACUGCCGCGCGUGCUCAACAUUUCCUGAAGUUCGA